AUGUCCUCGAACAACAGCGUCAUUGAAAGUGCCACCACUGCGAAUGCCGCCGCUACGGCAGCUGGGGACACUCUAAACCCCGACUGGAUCCAUUAUGGCCUCACCGGGAUGCAGAUCCUCACCAUCUUCUCCGUGAUCAUGGGCUGCAGCGUGGCCCUAUACCUGGCCUUCCACCUGCUUCGCGUGCACUACACUCGGCGGACCUGGGUGAAAAAACCCCCCGUGGCCCAGGGGCCAGGACUCAUCCCCUAUGAGCUCGCCGAGAUCCGCAUCCCCGGGCCAUUCAUCGUUCAGGAGAUUCCCCCGCCGCCUCCCCUGGCCUACUAUAGGCCUCACAAAUGCCGCUGCUGA
Molecule: messenger RNA, 351 nt
Organism: Phialemonium atrogriseum
Lineage: Eukaryota; Fungi; Ascomycota; Sordariomycetes; Cephalothecales; Cephalothecaceae
Exons: 1
Coding region: 1-351 (116 amino acids)
Source: RefSeq, a predicted model, not a curated record